AUGCUCCGCCCCCGGGGCGCCGCCGGGUCCUAUCGCCCGCCCGCUGCCAGCUCCCCCGGGGACGCUCAGCGCGUCCUGAGCGGGGGAACGACGGAGUGCGGGAGCAGAUUCCGGGUCUCAAGGGCCAUAAAACGCUUCCAGAUGUUCCGGUCAUCAAUGACACCAAACCCUGACGCCCCCCAUAGAGCGGUUACCCGUGGGGACAAAGAGCACAGGACUUCCAGCACGGGCUUUGCCGGCCGCGGAGGGGAGAGCCGGGGCAGGGAGCGGCGGCUCCGCGGGACCCUGCGGCGCUCCCCGGGGCGAGGAGGGAGGCUCCGCUCGGCUCCGCUCCGUUCCGCUCGGCUCCGCUCGGCUCCGCUCGGCUCCGCUCCGUUCCGCUCGGCUCCGCCGGGCUCGGCUCGGCUCCGCCAUGCAGGUAGGACGCGGGACCCGCUCCCGGGGGGGUUUGCAGCCCCCGGAGCCAGCCGCAGCCCGGGCACACGGGGCACAGCGAGCUCGGGCGCUGCCGCUUUCAGCCUUCGGAGCGCUCUGAGCCCUGCAGAGCCCCCGAUCCCCUUCCCGGGGAGCGACCUCAUCCCCCCCCCCCCCGUGACAGGGGCACGGGUGUGCGGGGCCGGCUCUGCCACCCCCGCUGCACGGGGACCAAGCGCCACACAGCAGCCGAGGUGCCGCGGGGUCACCCAUGGCCCCACGUGUUGGCACCAGAGCACAGGGGUGCCAGAGGAUGGUCUGGACCGAGACCGGGUCUUCAGCUCGUAUAAAACCAGGAAGAGGCACUUAGAGCUGCGAGAUCCUCGUGUGUGGGCGCGCUUCAUCUCUCCCCUCAUCCCGGGCUCUGCUGCUCCCACGGCCCCGUUCCCCAGCGAACGCUCUGGAGCCAGAUCUUACAUCAGGGCAGGGUUGCACCAGAGCUUGCAGCCGGAUGAACUCGUCUGCCAGGCCCCGGUUCAGGGCACGGUGUCCUCGGUGGCCGCACUGCAGGCUCUGCUCUGGGCAUCCCGGUGUCACGCACGCAUCCGCAGGGAGAGGUUUGCUCCGUGCCCGGCCACGGAGCCUGCUGAGACCUCCGGGGUUUUCUCUUGCCAGGAUGAGAUCCUGCUGACCCCCUGGAGGGAUUUUCCUGUGGAAGAUGUGGAAUCUGCCCCCUCCCUGGAGGAAGAGAAGUGGGAUUUUGUCCUGGUGAGCGACAUCCAUGAAGUGGGCAGCGAGAGGGAGAUCAAGAGGAAGAAGUUCCUGGAUGAGCUGAGCAAGAAGGGGUUCACCAUCAAGAAAAUCGAGGACCAGAAGCUCUUCUAUGGGGUCCGUGCCCCGAAGCUCCUCUUCCGGCAGUACCAGUGGCUCCUGAGGAACCCCGACAGCCGGCAGCAGAGCCCCGACGGCCACCACGAUGUAGCGGUGACCACGAGGAUACGGAUCGUGAACUUCAUCCUGCAGAACACGGUGACGCCCGAGCUCGAGAAGCUGCAGGACCUGAUCAAGAAGAAGGUUUUUGAGGCCGCGUUUCCCCUGCACGAGAAAGGAGAGCUGAGCGAAUUCCUGAAGGAGAAAUGGGCUCGCUGGAGAGUUAUCUUCUGCCGCCAGCCCAUCGAGAAGAUCAGGUGGUACUUCGGGGAGAAGGCAGCGCUGUACUUCGCCUGGCUGGGCUGGUACACGUUCCUGCUGGGCAUCGCCGCCGCCGCCGGGCUCCUGGUGUUCGUGGCGGGGAUCACGGUGUUCAACUCCAGCCAGGUGAGCAAGGAGAUCUGCGAGGCCACGGGCACCAUCAUGUGCCCGCUCUGCGACCAGCAGUGCCCCUUCUGGCGCCUCUCCGACACCUGCACCUAUGCCAGGGUCACCCACAUGAUCGACAACGAGGGGACAGUCCUGUUUGCCAUGUUCAUGGCCAUCUGGGCCACCGUGUUCCUGGAGCUGUGGAAGAGGCAGAGAGCCAGAGUGGUCACCGACUGGGACCUGUACCGCUGGGAUGAGGAGGAGGAGGAGCUGGCCCUGGAGCUGAUCAAUAACCUGCAGCACGAGCCCCGGCAGUACCAGCACUCCUACUUCCGCAGCACCAUCAUCCUCCUCCUGGUUCUGGUGAUGAUCGCGGUGCUGGUCGGCAUCGCGCACGCCCUCGUCAUCUACCGGGUGGUGGCAACAGCGCUGUUCACGCAGAGCAGCUCCGAGCUCCUGCGCGAGCAGGCCGACACGGUGGCCGUGAUGACGGGGGCCGUGCUGCACUACAUCACCAUCGUGGUCAUGAGCAAGGUCAACAGGCGCGUGGCCCUCUUCCUCUGCGACCUGGAGAAGCCCCGGACCUUCUCCCAGCGCGAGAACACCUUCACCGUGAAGAUCUUCACCUUCCAGUUCUUCACCAACUUCUCCUCGCUCAUCUACAUCGCCUUCUUCCUGGGGCGGAUCAACGGGCACCCAGGGAACUACGUGCGCAUCGCCGGCAAGUGGAGGCUGGAGGAGUGCCACCCCAGCGGCUGCAUCACCGACCUCUUCAUCCAGAUGGCCAUCAUCAUGCUGCUCAAGCAGACCAUCAGCAACGUGAUGGAGUACCUCAACCCCUGGAUACGCCACCAGCUACGCAGGAAGCGGCUGCGGCGCCCCAAGAAGAGGAGGAUGAUGUUAGGGGAGGAAGAGGAGGCCGAGGACCCCUGCAAGAGGCAGUGGCUGAGCAAUUACGAGCUCAACGAGGUCAACAUCUUCAGCCUGUUUGAUGAGUUCCUGGAGAUGGUGAUCCAGUACAGCUUCACCACCAUCUUUGUGGCCGCCUUUCCCCUCGCCCCGCUGCUGGCCUUCUGCAACAACCUCUUUGAGAUCCACCUGGAUGCCAUCAAGAUGAUGCGGCUGCACCGGCGCAUGGUGCCCAGGAAGGCCAACGACAUCGGAAUCUGGCUGCUGGUCCUGGAGGCCAUCGGCAUCCUGGCUGUCAUCGGGAAUGGGCUGGUGAUCGCCAUCACCUCCGACUUCAUCCCCGUGCUGGUCUACAAGUACACGUACAGCCCCUGCGUGACUGGGAACAGCACUGGCGUGGACUGCUCCGCCGGUUACAUCAACCACAGCCUGUCCACCUUCCGCGUCCAGGACUUCGAGUUCCACUCGAAGCUGCCCCAGCUGCCAGCAGGCUCUGUCACCAACAUCACAGAGUGCAGGUACCGGGACUACAGGAACGCCGAGGACUACGGCUACACGGUGCAGUUCUGGCACAUCUUCGCCGCCCGGCUCGCCUUCCUCAUCCUCUUCGAGCACGUGGCUCUGUGCGUGAAGCUCAUUGCAGCCUGGUUCAUCCCCGACGUGCCCCUGUCAGUCAAGAACACGUUCCUGGGCAGGAAGCACAGCGACCUCCGUAAGGAGCUCAGCAUGAUGGAGUACUCCACCGAGGUGUAGCCUCUGCUCCCCGAGGAGCAGCACGGAUUGAGGCCGUGCC
Molecule: messenger RNA, 3415 nt
Organism: Pezoporus flaviventris
Lineage: Eukaryota; Metazoa; Chordata; Aves; Psittaciformes; Psittacidae
Gene: ANO9
Product: anoctamin 9
Exons: 27
Coding region: 1-3375 (1124 amino acids)
Biological process (GO): chloride transmembrane transport
Cellular component (GO): plasma membrane
Molecular function (GO): chloride channel activity; protein dimerization activity
Source: RefSeq, a predicted model, not a curated record